GGUUGUCCAGGAACGUCGACGGACCUGUGUCGUAUGGGAAUGCACUCGGUGCACGAACGUACUCGCAUUGAUAUCGCGCGAGGGAGUUUUAUUCCAGGUGACGUCAGAUUAGAUUAGGCCGCUUGAGCACGGCGUUAUCUGUUCUCUCUCAAUCUCGGUGCCCCUCUCGACGGCCACCAGUGUAUUUUAUGUGACUAAAGUUUUGAUCGACUGCGGCCAUCGAUGGCUGGCCUCCUUAUAACGUGCGCAGUGAUUUUGGCCGCUGCCGCUGCGACCUCCGAAGUCAAUUUUACCAGCUUGACGGACGCUCCCGGAGUCUCGUUUGACACUGUAAACGAUGACAUUCGUCAUCAAGGAUUACAGCAACACUCUGCUUGGCCUCCAACGCUUAUAAUCGACCUGGUGGAAACUGAUGGUUUUAGUAAAACAAAUGGGACCUGUGAUGAUGGUGAAUACCUUCAUCCAGAGGAAGGAUGUACUAGUUGCAAGACAUACGAAAGUGAAUGCGAGGUGCACAGUGACUAUGAGGAGUGCUGCUCAGACAAAAGUUUAAAAUGCAGACCAUCGAAGCACGAUUACAGAAACUCGAAGUGUCGGUGCAAAGACGAUAACAUGCAGUGGGAACAGGGACAAUGCAUAUCUUUCACAAACAGGGUGGACUACAACUCGAAACUGCAAUUCAUGACCGCCGCUCAGGUUGCACUGGGCUGCGCCUUGAUCAUAGCAGUGGCGGCCCUGGCUGCGUUGACCUGCAAGAUGUGCGCUACUAAUAAUAGGCGGAGGAGAAUGGAGGAAGCGACCCGCUUUCACAGGGAUAGUGGCAACGCCAGCCUCAACAGUGUCCAACGCUUUGUACUGGGCAGAAUGCGUGACCGACCACCUAGGUAUGACGAUGUCCCGGACAAACCUCCAGAGUAUGGCCAAGAGCUGGAGUCUGAAGUUCCUCCUUUGCCACUUCCUAGGAUACCUGUGGCUGUGGGUCGAGUGCCUGGCCGACGAAUUCGAAUGAUUCGUCCUCCACCAACUCCUCCAGCUUAUAGUGAAAUCGACCAGAUCCCUUCAACCUCUACAGAAAAUACUCAUCCGCCUGCCAUCCCUGAAUACGAAGUGGUGACUGUAGACGAGACUCUAAGCCCGCAUCCUACACUUGAGUCAGAACUGCCCGAAGAGGUGAAGCCCAAUACUGAAAUUGAAAGUGUCAGUAUUGUGUUGCCCGAAGAUCCUGCAGAGGAUUCCGCGCCGCAGGAUAGAGGAGUGGACAACCCUGCUUUCACUCCCGAGUGCCAUAUGUGAUUUGAAGAGUUUUUUUUCUAAAAAUUAUUUUUCUUUGCCUAUAAUAUAUUUUUUCAUCAUUACGUUUUCCUAAUACAUUUAUAUGCCAUUUCUGUAAAUUAAUUAAUUUCAGUAUUAUGCACUCUUCAACCUCACUCUAGGAUAUAUGUUUUUAAAAUGAGAUGAGUCAGAAACAUAAUAUUAUUAAAAACUCUGAAAAAAUGAGGAAUUAGAAUUGGGGGAAAUGUUCGAUGCAACUACUAAAGCGAUGCCCACAACACAAAAUUUUAUACAAAUUUUAACUAGUCUCUGGUCCCUGAUAAUAGUGAUAAUUUUUAAACUGUUAUUUUGUGUUCAUUGUUUAAGUUUAAACAUAAAAUAUAUUAAAUGGCAACUAACCAUGUAUUAAAAAAAUACAUACUUAUUUUGAUUAAAGAUC
Molecule: messenger RNA, 1711 nt
Organism: Neocloeon triangulifer
Lineage: Eukaryota; Metazoa; Arthropoda; Insecta; Ephemeroptera; Baetidae
Exons: 6
Coding region: 223-1293 (356 amino acids)
Source: RefSeq, a predicted model, not a curated record